Molecule: messenger RNA, 1218 nt
Organism: Saccharomyces paradoxus
Lineage: Eukaryota; Fungi; Ascomycota; Saccharomycetes; Saccharomycetales; Saccharomycetaceae
Gene: YLF2
Product: Ylf2p
Exons: 1
Coding region: 1-1218 (405 amino acids)
Cellular component (GO): cytoplasm
Molecular function (GO): GTP binding; ATP binding; ATP hydrolysis activity
Source: RefSeq, a predicted model, not a curated record
AUGAACAUUGGCGGAGGAAAAUUUUUACUCGGGAGGGUAUCAAAUAAUCCAACUUCUGGGAUAGUGGGGCUUGCUAAUGUUGGUAAAUCUACUUUUUUCCAAGCAAUAACAAAUUCUAAAUUGGGCAAUCCUGCAAACUAUCCAUUUGCUACCAUUGACGCAGAAUGUGCCAAGGUCAACAUACCUAGCGCGCCACUCUCUAAUUUAUUGAGAAUAUAUCAGAGUGCGAAAAGUGUACCUGGAACUCUCACAAUAUAUGAUAUUGCCGGGCUUACUAGAGGUGCAUCUCAAGGCCAUGGUUUGGGUAACAAGUUUUUAAAUGAUAUCAGGCAUGUAGAUGGCAUAUUUCAAGUAGUGAGAGGGUUUCUAAAAGAAGACAUCACACAUAUAGAAGGUAAUGUUGAUCCAGUCAGAGAUUUAUCCGUGGUACAAGAUGAACUCAUCUUGAAAGACUUGGAAUUUCUGGAAAAUAUUAGGGAAAGACUGAAUAAGAAGAUGAGAAUGGUUUCAAAAACUUCUAAAGAAUAUCAAGAAAUGAAGGUAGAGAAAGAGUUGCUGGACACGUUAGAGGAACAUUUGUUCAAUGGUAAAAAAAUUCGGCAUUUUAAAGACCAUUGGAACCUAGACGAGGUCAAAAUUUUAAAUAAGCACAACUUUCUAACUUCCAAACCAACUUUGAUAUUGCUGAAUGUUUCACCUCAAGAUUAUGUUAGAAAUGAAAAUAAGUUUGUCAAGCAUAUUAUAGAAUGGAUUAACGAAUUUUCGCCAGGAGAUAAAUUCCUACUUUUCAGCGCAGAAUUUGAAUCGCAAUUUAUAGAAUGUAAAGGCAUAGCAUCAGAGUAUUUUGACAGGAUCAAGGAAGAUACAAACGCUUCUGAUGUACAGUUAGUUUCUGCAAUACCGGAAAUAAUACUAGAAAUGAGAAGGUUGCUGAACUUAAUUAGCUUUUUUACAUGUGGCCCACAAGAAGUUCAUCAAUGGAACAUAAGAGAGGGAACCACUGCUCAAGAGGCUGCAGGCGUAAUCCAUAGUGACUUUCGUGAUACAUUUAUUAGCGCUGAUGUAAUAAAAUAUGACGAUCUGAAGACUAUGGAACCGCCAUUAAACGAGUCUUUACUAAAAUCUAAAGGACUGAUCAAACGUGCGGGCAAACAAUAUAUCAUGCAUGAUAAUGACAUUGCUCUAUUUAAAGCCGCCGGUGGUAAAAAUAAGAAAUAG